AGCGGCUCUGAAAAUGGAAGAUGGAUGGAUGAACAAGUUCUUCACGUUGACUCUCGGACGUCUUUAAUCGCUGUAAUCAUAUCGAUGCAAUUUGCACUAGUGGAUUGACUCAUGAUGUCUGAGCCAAAUCAGCGCAUCGAGGUCGACUGCUCAUGUCUGCCGUGGCCAACAUGGCGGCAUCCGCAGAUUCGCGUGGGCUUUUCACGGAUGGUGUGAGGGCAGCCCUCCACACGUGGCCCGUUCUGCAGAUUGCGCUGGAUAACGGCUUCGGAGGCGUGUACGGGGAGCAAAAAGCUGAUUGGCUGGUGGAUGUUGUCCAGCAGUAUUUCCAUGACAAUGCUGACUUGGAGCAGGAUGAAGUUGAAGAUUUCAUCAGCACCCUCAUGGAUCAAGAGUUUCAUACGGUGGUGGAUGAUGGGAGUUUACCUCAGGUGUGUGUACGACUGAUGCAGAUGUUCUGUCAGUGGCAGCAGGGGGCGCUGCAGCAACUGUCACACUCCAUCCAAUUGCUGACACAGAACAAGCCGCCCAGGGCCAAAGUCGCAGCUCCGCCCACACAGUCGGACUCGGACAGUGAUGGCGAAACACAGGUGAUGGAGUUUGAAAGUACCUCAGCCAAUACAAAAAAUCAUCAUCCUCAUGAAGAUGAAGAUGGAUGGACGCUGGUUGGAAAAAGGAAGUGAUGCUCAAGAUGACCUUUGACCUGCUCUUGCAUUGACUUUGAGGACUGGUGACGCUUCUGUGAUGCCAUCAUGGUUGUUCACAUGACUCUACAUUAUGUCUCCACCUUCACAUUUUUGUGUUUUCUUUUUGGGGGGGAAACAAAAAAAUUGUGAUUCCAAUUGGUCAUUUUGUGUCUGCUCUUUGAACUCAACAUGAAUGCAGAAAGAGAACGAUGAAGAAUCUCCCCAAAAGCAGAUAUAGUAAAAAAAAAUAAUAAUAAUAAAAUAAAAAAAACUUUAGUCCAGCAAGCAGCUGAGUUUGUGUGUAGUAGCUUUGCAGUGUGCAUGGUACAUUAUUGAUAAAUGACUUUUUUAUUUGUGUACAAAAGCUGUGGUACCUUGAAUGAAGUGUUUUGUUUGGUCUGUGCCUGAGCUGGUAACGUAUUACUUGUACACUGUCGAACAAUUUGAAAAAAAAAAUUAUUCUGUUGAGUUAGAUUUUUAUGCUUGUUAACACAAAAAUUUGCAUGCUGAUUCCAAAAUUGCAGUCGUUUUUUUUCUAGCACAUCUGUCAUGGACUGCCCCGCAGUACUGUUUUGGAGCCUGGAUGGCGCUUUGCGACCUCUUGUUCUGUCUCUUCCCUCCCCUCACUGUUUCAGCUUUCGGGUUAGGUGAGGGGAACCGAACCCUCCCUCUCCCAGUAUAGGGGAAAUAAUUCCCCUUCCGGGAUCGGGGGGGAGAUGCACGGUCCAUCCCCCUGCGCCAUCUCCCGUCUCCAUUUCCCCAUUCCUGGCGGCGUGCCUGCUGGCCACGCCGGUCAUAGUGGACCACUUUCCACUCUCCCCCAGUCAUCUGUGUUUUAAUUUUCUUUUUUAAUUCCAAAUGAAUUGUAUAGAGUCACCUUUGUUAUUUAUAUAACAUUUUUUUUGUUUUAGAUGUGCUAUUUAUUAAUAGGUAUGAAUUUGUAAUAUAUUUCUAAUCAUAACAACCAAAACCCACAACAAAAACCAAAAAACAAAAUCCCCUCAAAAACUUUUUUUGUCGCCCAAACGGUGUGCCUCGACAACGUUUCGGCUCUAAGGAGCCUUCCUCAGGUCCUGGCACACCAAAUUCCAAAAAUACAAUGCACAAUUAUGCGAUGUUUACUGUCCAAACAUUGAAACCAAACUGAGUCAGUAAAAACGUUCUUCCCUUUUAUACACACUGUUUUUUGUCCUAUGUUUAAAAAGAUCUUUUCAAAGAAUAAUAUGUGCAAAGUGCUUGUGUGCGUUGUGCCAUGUGUGAUUGUGUGUGCAUCCAGGGGUUGGUGCGUCCCAGUAGUAAAAGCAGCAUAAAGCUUAAGAUCAUGCCCAAGGUGAAGAGGGAGAAGGAAAAGCUCCACAAGCAGAAGUCAAACAGCUCGCUCUCAGGAACACGGGAUGUCAAGUGUACGACUCCUGAAGCAGAAUCGCCAGGCAACUGAUGAGCUUUUCCGGCCCCUAACCUUGACCUCCGCGAGUGAGGAGAUGCCGUCCUCUUAUCUGCCGGCACCCGCUGUCCUGACUGCGGCUUAGGCGGCAAGGAUUAGCUGUAUUGCGUUUCCUUACUGUGCAUUUUUUUUUUCGAAGCGGUGUCACUCGCAUUGCUCCUCCACUGGCCUGCUGUGCUAAUGAAAGAGCCUACAAUUCUGUCAUUUUGUCAUAAACAGUGUCUACACGUUGCUUGCAUGCAGCAGAGUGCAGCCAUCUCUUAGAAACGACACGACGGAAACCGCCUUCAGACUGAAAUGAGACUUUUCGGGGACACCUUGUUUCUACGUCACGCAACCUUCAAUGACACCAGAAGCCGAUGUGCAGAAAUCUUGGACGUCGAACAGAAAAGAAAAACACUGAAUGUAUUUGUGUGUUGAGCUGUUAAUAAUACUACUGAUAAUAAUACCGAUAAUGAUGUGCACAUGCAAGGUGCUCAAGCGGUUUUGACUUUGUUUGGCUUGUCGUGACCUCAACUAAAGAGGUCAUGGUUGGUGGUUCAUGAUCAGCUGACUGUAGAUGUAAUGCACCAAUGUGAAUGUUUGCUUUGCCAGUUCGCAAUUGUUCUUAUCGUCUUGCUCUCGUGUGUUUGCUGUCCAAUCCCCCACCACCCCCAGGUCCACCAAACCAUCCCUCCCGUGCGUUCAUAAACACGAUAGGAUCAAUGAAGAAAUCAAGUCGGCCAAAUGGGCAAAUCGGUCGUUUGCAUAAGCAUGUUUAGUCUAAGCCGAUGCUUGCUGCGAGGCGCAUACUAAACGAUAGCGCGUGCAGGAACAUGCUCGUUUCCGCUCACGGUCGAGCAUCGCCAAGCUCAACUGUCGUCGGGUGCUGUUUCUGCAUUCGGUGUGCGCCGAUGCCUUUUUGCCUUCAAGGCUUUUGUGGUGUUGUGCCAAGCAGAGCGACACACUACAGUCGUGUGUGCAAUGUGGCGCUCAUUUCAAGUUUACUGUGUCUGUGCUCGCACUUUACAAACUCCUUGAUGGGGGAAAUGUGCGUGUACACGCGUUUACGGGAAAUUAGGUGAAGAAUAUAAAUUUGUAUUUGUGAUGAACUAUUAAAUAUGUAAUGUAAAAAUGCACGCCCAUCGAUGUGAUCCAUGGCUGUGGCGUUCCUGCUCCCGUGUCCACUGACGCGCCGGGCCAACGUGUUACCAUGGUAACCACGUUAUCCAUUUGAAGCUUAAAGCUAAAGCUUAAGUCGACUCGUGAAUCACUUAUUGAUGAAGAUAAAAUGUUUGUGUACAAUGUGUAACUUUUUGAAAUUGUAUCAUCAACUUGUUCUGAACAUAUGAUCGCAACGUGUAUAUUGGUUUUAAAAAGAAAGCUCAUGUAUAUUUAAUUGUAUCAAUGAUUGUUUGAAUGUAAUUUAAUGGGGUUAACAAUGAUUCCGCAAUGCCGGGUGUUUGCACGAGUGUGUGCGUGUUGCCAGUUGUUCCGUCAUGUAUCAAAGAUAAGCUUUGGAAAUUAAAAUGACUUGAUGGUGUGAUAAA
Molecule: messenger RNA, 3659 nt
Organism: Phyllopteryx taeniolatus (common seadragon)
Lineage: Eukaryota; Metazoa; Chordata; Actinopteri; Syngnathiformes; Syngnathidae
Gene: tsr2
Product: TSR2 ribosome maturation factor
Exons: 6
Coding region: 153-683 (176 amino acids)
Biological process (GO): maturation of SSU-rRNA from tricistronic rRNA transcript (SSU-rRNA, 5.8S rRNA, LSU-rRNA)
Cellular component (GO): nucleus
Source: RefSeq, a predicted model, not a curated record